Messenger RNA from Spirodela intermedia, 2449 nucleotides. Lineage: Eukaryota; Viridiplantae; Streptophyta; Magnoliopsida; Alismatales; Araceae. The record is from the annotation of a GenBank genome assembly.
AUGGAGCCGACCGGAAGAGGCGUCUCCAGAAACGUCGACAACGACGGGGAGGUCCUCGAGGCUGAUCCGACGGGCAGAUACGUUCGGGUACGCCCACGUUUCUACCUGAAAGUGAUGCAGAUCCUGGAUAUCUUCUCUUCUUCCAACAAUGAAACGGACUUGAAUGAGAAUUUCUUUGAUGCUCAACGCUGAUCUCCUCUUCCCUUCUCCAUUUUAGUUGUGAAUAUCUACAUUUUCUCAGUCUGUUCACCAUGAAUCCUUUCUCUCCCUUUCUUCUUGGUGCAGUACAAGGAAAUUCUGGGCAAAGGAUCCUUCAAGACAGUGUAUGCUUUCAAACUCGAGUAAUGUAUAUAUAUCUUACAUGCAGAUUCGUUUUCCAUGAAUGUAUUUCAUGGGAAUGUUUAGAUUCCAGGCCUCUCAUGGACAGGUACAGGGCAUUUGAUGAGGUUGAAGGAAGGGAGGUCGCCUGGAACCAGGUGAAGAUAGAUGAUGCUCUUCGCUCGCCCGAGGAUCUUGAGAGACUGUACUCCGAGGUCCACCUCCUCAAAUCACUGCAGCAUGAGAACAUCAUCCAGUACUUGAACUCUUGGGUGGAUGAUCAGAAGAAAACCAUCAACAUCAUCACCGAGCUCUUCACAUCAGGAAGCCUCAGACAGUAAGUUUCCGAAUUAAUAACUAUUCCUUCAUAUUGUUGAUUCCCUGCUCUUAAGAGAGAGAGAGAGAGAGAGAGAGAGAGAGAGAGGGGAGGGGUUGCACUGUUUUUAUGAUGGUUGUGCCCAUUCAGGUACCGCAAGAAGUACACAAAUGUGGACAUGAAGGCAGUGAAGAGCUGGGCGAGGCAAAUCCUCCGUGGAUUGCAGUACCUGCACACUCACAACCCACCGAUCUUGCACAGAGAUUUAAAAUGCGACAAUAUCCUCGUUAAUGGCAACAAGGGGGAAGUCAAGAUCGGCGAUCUUGGGUUGGCAAUCAUCAUGCAGCGUCCCAAUGCUCGGAGUAUCAUUGGUAGAUCACGAUUUAUCGUAAGAUAAUCAAUUCAUGAUAUCAAGGAUGAAAUCGAAUACUUGAAGGAAUUAUAUUCGUGGGUGUUGCAGGAACUCCAGAAUUCAUGGCCCCUGAGCUUUAUGAAGAGGAGUACAAUCAGCUAGUUGAUGUGUAUUCUUUUGGAAUGUGCUUGCUGGAGAUGGUCACUCUCGAAUACCCAUAUAGUGAAUGUAAGAAUGCAGCUCAAAUAUACAAGAAGGUCACCUCAGUAAGUUAUCCAUCUUAAACGCUAAUAAUCUGGGCAUGGUGGAGGAAUUUAUUUUUUUUCUCACUAAAGUUAUCCCAUUUACAGGGGAUCAAGCCAUUGGCACUUGGGAAAGUGGCAGACCCUCAAGUGAAGCAGCUCAUUGAAAAAUGCCUGCUCCCUGCCUCCGAGAGAUCCUCUGUGAAAGAACUUCUCCAAGAUCCUCUCUUCCGAUCUGAUAUCUCUCGGUCUGUUCAAGAUCCCAUUCGUUCAUCAGAGAAGAUAGAGUACGAACCCAUGGAUGAAGUGAGCUAUGUACAGCCUUCGAACAACAGGAACACAGAGACUAAUUUUGAAGACCCAUGGGUGCUGAGCAUGGAGUUUCAGAAGACUAAGGACCAAAAUGAGUUCACUCUGAGAGGAGAGAAGAUCGACAACAACACGAUCUCUUUUAUUCUGAGAAUCCUGAACCGAGAAGGUAAGACAAAACGGAUUUUUGGCACAUAAUUCUCAAUUUACUCGGCCACUAAUGAUCAUUCUCUUUGACAAAUUUUUCCUUGCAAAUUUGCAGGGGAAGCAAAGAACAUCCAUUUCACAUUCUAUCUUGAUUCCGAUACUGCCAUCUCAGUAACAAGAGAAAUGGUAGAACACCUUAGUUUAUCUAACUGCGAUGAUACAUUUAUAGCUAACUUCAUAGACUUCUCGGUCACGAAGCUCAUUCUUGGUUGGUCACCAUCAGCAUGUGAGAAGGCUAGGGUCAAUGAGGUCAGACAAGUCUACACUGUGAAUCAGUGGAGUGGGCCUCGGUCAAGUGAUAAUACUGACAUAGACGCUGAUGAUCUGAUCUUCUCCCAUUUGACGCUGGGCAACUCUGGCGAAAAUUCCUUUCAAGGAGCCAUGGGAUAUGUCAGAAGAAAUCCGGGUGGAUACCUGGCGCUUGAAAGGAUUGGUGGCCAUGAUGGAAACCCUAUUGCGAUUAAUCACUCUACUGACAGUUUAGACACAUUUAUGUCCGAGAUCCAGGACCCAGCUAAUGUUUCAAGCAUACCCACCGAUUCUUCUCUCGCAUCAUCCGUGGAUAGCAGCCAUGAUGUUGAUCUAAAGAUGGAGCUGGAGACACUAGAAGUGCAAUACCAGCAGAAGCUUCAGGAGUUGUCCAGGAUGCAGGCGAGAGCACUGGAUGAUGCGAGGAGGAGGUACUUCCUGAAGAAGAAAAUCUAG